Molecule: messenger RNA, 4564 nt
Organism: Anopheles stephensi (Asian malaria mosquito)
Lineage: Eukaryota; Metazoa; Arthropoda; Insecta; Diptera; Culicidae
Gene: iav
Exons: 6
Coding region: 144-3908 (1254 amino acids)
Biological process (GO): calcium ion import across plasma membrane
Cellular component (GO): membrane
Molecular function (GO): calcium channel activity; protein binding
Source: RefSeq, a predicted model, not a curated record
AGUGUCGGAGCAACUGCAAUGUACAGUUGUAGCGAAACGUUGAGGUUUUACACAACAGCUAUUUGAAAUUGGUGAAGAAAAGUGUGUUAUCUGGAAGAUAAUCCAUCUCUCGACGACUGGUGCGACCAGCGAAGCCAGAAACGAUGGUGCACCUCGAUCCGUUACGCUUUUGUCGCAAAAAGCGCAAAAUUCCUCAGGGCGGCGCAAUACUGGACCAAGUUAUAUCGCAGUCCGCUUCAGCCUCCAAUCAAUGUUUGCUGUACAAAAUGGCCAACUACAAGCGCGGUGGCGAUCUGAUCGAUGCGUUCCAGAUCGGUGGCCAGAAAGCGGUGGAACAGUUGAUCCGCGAACAGUUCGGGGUGUUCAUGUACAACAAGGGCCGCGGACAGAUCAUCAACCGGGCAGAAUAUCUACGCUGGAAGUAUAUGGAUAACCAUGAGGUCAUCAUACCGAUAGAGGCAUCACUAUCGCCACACGAUCCGCUUAGUAAGUGGGUCGACCAUAAAGCCUGCUGGCAGAUGCAGUACCGCGGACUGCUGGGCGAAAGCUUACUGCACGUGCUAAUUAUUUGCGACACAAAAAUUCACACCAAGUUGGCGCGAAUCUUGCUACGAGUCUUUCCCGAGCAGGCCAUCGAUGUGAUGGAAGGCGAAGAGUAUCUUGGCGCCAGUGCGCUGCAUCUAGCUAUUGCGUACAGCAACAACGAGCUGGUAGGAGAUCUUAUAGACGCAGGAGCGGACGUUUCGCAGCGUGCAACGGGUAGAUUCUUUCUGCCACGCGAUCAACAAGGACUACGCCCGGUGAAGACGACCGACUACGAAGGUUUAGCCUAUCUCGGAGAGUAUCCACUCGCUUGGGCGGCCUGCUGCGCGAACGAAUCCGUGUACAACCUCCUGUUAGAGUGUGGCGCCGACCCUAACGCACAGGAUAGCUUCGGUAACAUGAUCCUGCAUAUGGUGGUGGUGUGCGACAAGCUCGAUAUGUUCGGGUACGCACUACGCCAUCCAAAGUUACCGUGCAAAAAUGGUAUCGUGAAUGCAGCCGGACUAACACCACUGACCCUAGCCUGCCGGCUCGGUCGUGAUGAAGUGUUUCGCGAGAUGUUGGAACUGUCGGCGCGAGAGUUCUGGCGCUACAGUAACAUCACCUGCUCGGGCUACCCGCUGAACGCACUCGAUACGCUGAUGCCGGACGGUAGCACCAACUGGAACUCGGCCCUGUUCAUUAUCCUGAACGGUACGAAGGAGGAGCAUCUUAACAUGCUUGACGGCGGUAUCGUCGAGCGUCUGCUGGACGAAAAGUGGAAAACGUUCGCACGCAAUCAAUUCAUCAAGCGGCUGCUCAUCCUUGCCAUACAUCUGUUCUGCUUAUCCUGCUCGGUCUAUCUGCGACCCGUGCGCGUCUUUAGCGACGAUGAUGAUGAGGACGGUGCGGAAUCCCUCAAGGCAGGCGAUUUGUCGGUAAACGAUGGCUCGGAUACUGGAGAUUCAGCAACGGAUGCGUCAGAUGAUGAUGAGGUCAUCGAUUUGACUACUUGGGUCCGGUACGGAUUUGAAGUCGCCACCGUGAUGGGUGUGCUCAGCUACGUCGUGCUACAGCAGGGUGAUGAAAUUAAGAACCAGGGUCUGUUCUCCUUUCUGAAGUCAUUGAGCCAAGCACCGGCAAAAGCGAUUUUUCUUAUAUCCAACAUCCUGAUACUGGCCUGCAUUCCUUUGCGGAUGAUGGGCGACACGGAGACCGAGGAAGCCAUCCUGUUGUUUGCGGUGCCGGGUAGCUGGUUUCUGCUAAUGUUCUUUGCCGGAGCCAUUGGACUAACCGGUCCGUUCGUGACGAUGAUCUUCUCCAUGAUUACGGGCGACAUGUUUACGUUUGGCAUCAUCUACAUGAUCGUGCUGUUUGGUUUCUCGCAAGCCUUUUACUUCCUUUACAAAGGUCAUCCGAAUGCGGAAGAUAGUCCGUUCGGUAGUUACUUCGGCACCUGGAUGGCACUGUUUCAGACCACACUUGGUGACUAUGACUAUGCCGAUCUAAACCUAACCACGUACCCGAACCUCGCCAAGACGGUGUUCGUUAUCUUCAUGAUCUUCGUGCCGAUUCUGCUGCUUAACAUGUUGAUCGCUAUGAUGGGCAACACCUACGCGUACGUUAUCGAGCAGGCUGAGAAGGAGGGCAUGAAGCAGUGGGCCAAGAUCGUGGUGAAUCUCGAGCGUGCCGUAACGCAGGACGAUGCCAAACGCUACCUGGAGGAGUACUCGAUCGGGCUCGGACCGUCCGACGAUCCGCGGUACGAAACGCGCGGCGUGAUGGUGAUCAAGAGCAAAAGCAAGACACGCGCCCGACAGCGCAAGGGUGCGGUCAGCAACUGGAAGAGUGUGCUGCGGGUUACGCUGAACGAGCUGAAGAAGCGUGGCAUGACCGGGGAGGAACUACGCCGCAUUAUGUGGGGCCGUUCGUCCAUCACAUCACCAGCGAAGAUUGCGAAGAAAAAGCGACCGGGCGAGGUGGAUGAUUUGCUGGGCGAUCCGUUCGCAAUAACAGCCGCCAUUGACGUGAUGUCAUUCACGCAGGACAUCGUGAUGGUGAGCACGGACACGGUUUGUCCGAUAAUGCCGCCCGGAACGAUGACAGCGACGAAACCUUCGGUAACUACCGUGCCACCAGGUGCAACGGUUACACCGUCCAAUGUUAGACCGUUGGUACCUGGAGCAGUACAGCAACCACCACCACCACCACCACCAGCAACUCAAAGACAGCAACCAGCGAGACGUCACUCAACGGCAAGUGCACCGGCAACGAUCAGUCUUGGUGCGGAGGCGAAGCUGGAUUAUAAAGAUCCAUUACGCGAGCUAGUCAUUAUCUCGGAAUCUGCUUCCGUUGACGAGAACUAUGCACAAAACGUCAAAACUCUCGCCAUCGAUGCCUCAACGUUGGAUCACGUGCACGAGAUCGACAUCAGUGCAAUGCCACCACCCGGGCAAUCCUAUCGCCGUGAUCCCGGACCUCAACAACAGCAGCAGCAGCAACUCUCCUCACAACAACAAUCCGGUGUAGAAGCACACCAGCAGCAGCAGCAGCCGCCGCAACAACAGAAUCUGGGUCAGCUAACGCUCUUCCAGAAUCCCAAAGACGUCGUUGAUCCAGUGCGCGAACGAGAAUUUCUUAAAACUCUCGAAGCACUCGAAGACACCGACAGUGAAGCAGGCGAAAAGCCAGUCCUUGGCAAAAUAUCUCUUAUCCGGCGCGCGAAAUCGGCUGUCUCUCGUAGCACCUCGCGCAAACGCAAAACCGACCAGCACCCACUGUUCAUGAUCGCCUGGGAAGAUAAGGGCGAUAAGGGACAGUUCACCGGUGGUCGGUUAGGACAGCCGGAAGAUCUACUGUACGCACAACAUCCCAUAUCGGCAGCACACGGUGCGGCGGGUACUAUUGCGCCCGGCGAGGCACCGGAACAGGAUGCGGUCACGGUGGAGGAACUGCAUCGGCGCAUGGAGCAGUUUCAUCAGCGCAGCCGUGGUUCGUCCGUGCGCGAACGGGACGCAAACUCCAGUGAAAGCAGCAGCAAACAGCAUCCGAAAACCCGGAAACCAUCGCACCAGCGUGACCAUGGCCAUCAUGGUUUGGGUCGUGGUAAGCACAAUAAAAUAUCGCCUGACAACUCGAACGAGAGUACGGGCGGCGGUGGUGGCAGCAGCAGCAAUGGGAAGCAGGAUAAGCGCAUGAAGUCCGCUCCGAUCAUGGGCAGCAGUAGUGGUGGUGGUGGCAGUAGUGGGGGUGGUGUGGGACGUACAGCGGCCGGAACCAAGCCCGACGAUGGAACCGGAUCACCGCCCGAUCCGCUCGAACCGUGGAGCACUAAAAACAUCAUGAACAUAAACAAGCUAUUAGAUCAGGAUACGACCGAAGAGUAGUGUCUUAUAAUUUUAGCUCAAGCUUGUGCCUACCUGACUCCCUAGUAUGAAUUAGGAAGUUGCGUAUAAAUUCUUGUUGGAAGUCAUAAGACCUGUUUUGAGGCAUUACACACUCUCGAAGAUGUUGACUGUCGCAUCCUGACUAUGGUCAUGGAAACUUAAGAGACCUAACAAGUCAUAUAAUCUUGUUGUUUUGUAUAACAAUCAAGUUGCUUUUUUUACUGCAAACAACCUUAUUAUCCGGUCAUGCAGUAUAGUCAAUUGCACACGAUUGGACACAUUGGUUCUUACGGGGAUCAAACCUCUUCUAGAUCGAGUCCCCUCCACGGCUAUUGAACUAGCACACGUAGGCUAUAAUCCUCUCUCUUUCUCUGUCUCACUGUCUCUCUCUCUCUCUCUUUGGCCUAACAACCUUUUAAGAUCAUGCCUGCCAUUUCUGGCUUAUUUGACUUAAUGAUACCACGAAGUCGGAUAGUCAGUCCUCACUACGGGGGAACGGUCCGGAUGGGAUUUGAAACCCGGUCCUGCCCGGAUGAGGAUCGGUGCUGUUUUCGCAUCUACCACCGGACCGCUUAGUCUAUAAUCCUAGUCAAGUUUCAUUUUCACACACUCUGGAAACCUAAAAACGAAAUAAAGGAAUAAUAAAGUUUAACCAA